Capsaspora owczarzaki ATCC 30864 is the source of this 2546-nucleotide messenger RNA. RefSeq lists its product as hypothetical. Lineage: Eukaryota; Filasterea; Ministeriida; Capsasporidae. The record is from RefSeq and is a predicted model, not a curated record. Gene Ontology annotation, molecular function: protein binding. Bases 1 to 2373 code for a protein of 790 amino acids. The transcript has 11 exons.
AUGCCUGCUGCAGUGAUGCCGUCGUCGCGGCGAGCAGCAGCAGCAGCAGCAGCAGCAGUCGGAGUUGUCGCUGCGGCCGUCGUGCUGCAAGUGCUGCUGCUCCACCCGUCCCUCGCCGCUGCCGACGCUCCAGAGUGUGCACGGCUCGCAGGAAUGACAGACUACGUCAUUAGCGAGCCAGAAGACUUUGAGCUCAUCCGCGGCUGCGACGUCUUUCAUGGCGCGCUGCACAUUGGCGCGCUGCUGGGCGACGACGAGCACAUUGACGAGGACAUUCACAAUGUCGACGCACUCGAGUCGCUGGUCUACGUCGAGGGUCUUGCAAUCACAGACUGUGGACUAUGGAACCUGGACGGGCUGCGCAACUUGAGGAGAAUUGCCGGGGACCUGGUCAUUGCGUUCAUGCCGGAUUUGGUGAACAUUGACGGCCUGUACCAGCUCACCGAGAUUACGGGCAGCACAUCCAUCAUUGACUGCAACGAGUUGCUCAACCUUGAUGGGCUUGUCAACGUCCUGCGGUUUGGUGGGCCACUCACAGUGACUGAGAACGACAAGUUGCUGAAUGUGGACGGCAUCUGGGAAAAUACGCAUAUUGUCGAGGGCUACAUCACUCUCAGUGACAAUGAAAAAUUGUGCGGAAUCGAUCCUGCAAAAUGGUCGCAACGGUUCCACGGCGGCGACACCAUCGUGCAGUACGACGCCAAUGCCACUUGGUGCGAAGCUCAUCCGCGGAUUCCGCCGGCUGCUCCAGACCAUCCUGUCGUGAUUGGCACCUACGCACGUGCGAUAACGGUGAACUUUACGAAAAGUGACCACACAAACGGAUUGAUCACCAUGUACCGGUUCUUCCUUUACGAUGUUGAACACGAUACAGAGUACCCAGGCGAAAACUUUACCGACCCCUCGCCCCUGUUCCUGUACCACAUUUACAACAUUUCAACCCAAGUGCGCCCAAACACAGAGUACAUGCUACGGAUUUCCGUGACCACAAUGUAUGGUGAAACCAGCGCGCCCAGAAAUAACUUUACCAUACGAACGCUGGAGGACGUGCCCGAGCAGCUUCCUAAACCGCACGCGCUGACAACGCGGUUGCAGCAAGUUGAUGUGCUCUGGAGCAAACCCACUCUCCCCAACGGCGAAAUUAUUCUCUAUCAAAUGUACAUUGCAGCGCCGCCUCGUGUUGUUUAUCAAAAGAUCUACGAAGGUCAAGGCCACACGGAAGCCGAUGAGCAGAAGGAUCAUGAUUUUAGCAAGAUACUGAGCGGGCUCCUUUCCGAUACCGAUUACAACAUUACCGUCUUUGCUUGCACUGCGAUCGGCUGCACUUCAAACUUUGUGACGUUCACUUCCUUGAUGGAAGUACCCCAAGCAAUUGCUCCGAUUUCUGCCACCGAAAUCAGCACAGACACUGUUCGCUUGAAUUGGCACAGCUGCUUUGCUGCCAAUGAUCGGAUUGGCUUCACUGCCUUCCAUGUCAUUUUGAACGGACAAGUGGUGCUGUACGAGCGCAACACUGAGGCGACCGAGCACGUCAUCUCAGACCUUGCUCCUGGGCAGGAGAACGUGCUGGUUGUUGAGGCUCAAAAUCGCGCUGGAUGGGGCCGCUCCAGCCCGCUCUCUUUCACUGUGCCGCCGCGUGCGCCUGAGGGUAUGGCGCGGCCAGUGGUGCUUCCAGACGACACGUUUGUCAAUGUGACUUGGACUUGGCCUGCACGCCCGAACGGCCGACUCCUCUACGUGCUCGUCUUCCUUCAAGGCCGCGUCGAGCCCGUUUGCAACGAAACAUUGGUUUCUCACAGCUGCAUUGUGAGUGGACUGAUCCCGAAGCACCAGUAUUACUUUUCGGUGAGAAUCGUCAACGAGGCAGGCUCGGCCGACUCGGCCGUCACCGCUGUGUUUACCGAGCGCGGCGGCUUUUUGCAGACGGGCAUUUCAACGACCGUUGUCGUUGGAGCCGUCCUUGGCACGCUUGGUGGAAUGGUUUUGCUUGUAGUUGGGCUCAUCGCCUACAAGCGACACCAACACGCCAAGCUCAAGCGCAAGUACCACGAGGACGCCAAGGCCCAGCGCGCCAAGCGCGGAAAGCGCAAGUCACGGCGGGCGCUGAGCCAGCAAGAAGAGCGCGAGGACGACGAAGUAUUUGGCGACGUCGAUCCACAACCAAGGGGGCCCGCAGAAGCGUCCGGAUCCAACGAGGGGGCAGCAGACUCGGCAAAUCCAGAGACGUUGGCGGCUGCCGCAGCCACAGCGCUCUCCGACCCGCCCUCGCAACUCGGGCGUCGCGCUCACAAGUCCAAGCGACGCUCUCGCAAAGAGGACAAGCUGACCCUCGUCGAGUCCGAAAUGACCGAGUUUGGCGAUUCCAACGUGUGAUUGCUUCCAUUGUCAAUCUUUUUUGGCGCUCUGAGCUUUUUCAGCUUUGCUUGCGUUUUGUUAUUCAUUGAUGCUACUAGAUUCUGUUUAAUGUUGGUGGUGUUGUUGUUGCUGUUGUUGCUGCUGUUGCUGCUGCUUUGUUAAGGAACUUUUGAAAUAGAUACUGCUUGCGA